AUGAGCUUGGAGCAUUUGGCUCCAUCCCGGCGAAAGGCCUUUGUCUUUGCCGAAUUCUUGGGAGGAGGAAGGGUUUUCAAGGCUCAUUCAUGCGGCAAUGGCCGCUUCAUCCAGGGCGCUCCAAACCAAGACCUCGAGAUCUGCUUCAUCCUCUGCAAGACCCCGAGCUCAUUGGACGUCACAAUCUACGAAGACAACCUCAAACAGUGGUUGCGCGCAAUCACCUCGCUGCGUAACCGCCUCAUCAUCACAUACUUUGGCAUCUUAACCAGCAUGAAGCGUCUAGCACCUCGCUGCCCCGAAAUGAGUGCCAAGUUCAACCAGGAUAGGAGAGAGGGACGCAGCUUCGACGCACUCGAGUUAUUUGUCCGUCAUUUCCUCCGUGAAGGCUCGGUAUCUGCCUUCUCGGACUUUGAUCCUCUACAUGAAAGCGGCAUUCUUACAGACACCCAUCGUCGUGACAUUUUCAACCAAACCCGCUCUAUGUCUGCAAGUCUCGACCUUCUGGACGAAGCCGUCGACGAGAUUGACGACUGGGAUAUCAAAGCGCUAGAUAACUCUUUGCACUUCGUUAAUGAGCCCUCCCAAUCCCAACUACUGACUGUUAUCAGACGACGCGAGGCCCAACAACGUAGAGCCGUGGCCCAUCGGUUACUCGCAAAGGUUACCAACUCAUACCAAAGACUGCUCGGAGCAAGCACCAUGCAGGGCGUUUCUGCAGGAGCCAUGGCAUUUGCGAAUCAGAUCGGCACCAGAGAGUCCGUCUGUAGGAGCGGAACACGUGCGAUUCGGGACAUCUGCGAAGGCUACAUGCCACGUAACCUCUCAGACAUCGUCAACGCAUUGCAGGUUGCAAAUGCAAUGCAGUCGGUUGUGCCACCUUCAAACCUAGGGUACUCGAAGAAAGAAUUCAUUGAUGACAUCCCACAAUGGGCUUCUCUUUUGAGUCCGGAUGAUCAACCCCUGUUCUUCGAAAUUGCUUCCCAUCUUUGGGGAAUUCCAAUCGCAACAAUUUCCAUCAACCAAGCAAGCGAUACAAGAGAGUCUACCUACCAAUGCCCCCAUGCCGCCCAAUCCAGAGAACGGGUCGCCCAGUGUGUCGUCACAUCUGACGGCUUCACCACCUGCCACUACCAUCUCAUCCUCCACAGUGACCACAGCUACACCUGGCUUGACUACCAUGAGGGCUUUGAUGGACGGAACAAUGUGCUGCGCCAUUUGCAAUUCAAAAUUUAA
Trichoderma aggressivum f. europaeum is the source of this 1236-nucleotide messenger RNA. RefSeq lists its product as uncharacterized. The transcript is spliced from 4 exons. Lineage: Eukaryota; Fungi; Ascomycota; Sordariomycetes; Hypocreales; Hypocreaceae. Bases 1 to 1236 code for a protein of 411 amino acids. The record is from RefSeq and is a predicted model, not a curated record.